This is a messenger RNA of Penicillium olsonii, 885 nucleotides long. The record is from the annotation of a GenBank genome assembly. NCBI's taxonomy places the organism in Eukaryota, Fungi, Ascomycota, Eurotiomycetes, Eurotiales, Aspergillaceae.
AUGGAUCUAUCUCGGGGUAGCGCAACCCCGAGUGGACCCCUAACGCUUCAAACAACUACCCAGCGUAUUCGAGUCAAUCCAGACAGAACUGCCUUGGUCAUAAUCGACAUGCAAAACUUUUUCCUGUCUCCUGCUCUUCGUCCACGAGUUGGCAAUAAGACCUCACCAGGGGCAGCUGCAGCCCGAGCACUCCAAAGCUUAGCAAUACCAGCUGCCCGAGCACAAGGUAUACAGAUCAUAUGGCUAUCUUGGGGCCUUACCGAGUAUGAUUUGAGUACUAUGCCACCUGGGGUCAUGUGCACAUUCGGCAACUACGAUGCCAAAGUGAGAGAUGUUUAUCAUAAAGGAGCAAACGAUACUGCCCUAGCCUCUGUACCGAACAUGAUUCGAAUCAAGGACCCCGCCCUUUACAAGAGCCUGGGCACCGAUCUUGGGCCUGUUGAACUAGAGGACAAAACAAUCAUACAAGCCGGCCGACAAUUGAUGCGUGGCACUUGGAAUGCUGCUCUUUAUGGGCCCUUAGACAAAGAAUACAGGGCGAACACGUCUGACUCGGUUAUUGACAAGGCCAAAAAACCGGAUGUUUUGAUUUACAAGAAUCGUACGUCCGGACUUUGCCUGCCAGAGUCGGAACUGGAAGACUUUCUGAAACAAAGAGGGAUAACGACCCUUCUCUUUGCGGGAGUAAAUACUGAUCAGUGUGUUGGUGGGACAUUGAUGGACGCUUUCAGCAAGGGAUAUGAUUGCAUCUUGUUGCGUGAUGGUACAGCGACCACCACAGGCUUUGGCGCAAGUGAUGUUUGGGAGUGGAAUAUAUGCAAUUGCUGGGGUUUUGUCACAACUUGCGAGGCUCUAAAGAGUGCGUCAAAAUCUGAUCGCAUAUAG